Molecule: messenger RNA, 387 nt
Organism: Mucor mucedo
Lineage: Eukaryota; Fungi; Mucoromycota; Mucoromycetes; Mucorales; Mucoraceae
Exons: 1
Source: RefSeq, a predicted model, not a curated record
CUUGUAUUCUUUUCGCUGACACCAGAAGAUGAAGAUGACAUGUAUCCUCAAUCACCUCAAGACUAUGAAGAAACUACAUGGAUAGAUGAUUCUGAAUGUCAAGAGAAUUUAUUUUGCAUCCUAUCACUCACACCGGAAGAAACCAUUGUUGACAAAGAUAAUCACUGUAUCCAUACGUCAUAUCAAAUCUUCUUUGAAGAGCUAGGAUAUUUUACAGAAGAACCAGAGCCUAUUGAUCCGACCAGAGAUUAUGAUUUAGAAGCCAAAGAGUUCAUCAGCCAUCGUGACAAUAAAAAGAUUGUGCGUCAAAAACAUGUUGAUUUGUCUCGCAUACCUUCUUUGGAUCAUUCAAGGUCAGGAUUAUCUUCUUCUUCAUCUUCUAUACAU